This is a messenger RNA of Xyrauchen texanus (razorback sucker), 3034 nucleotides long. It is a transcript of the gene spock1, whose product is annotated as SPARC (osteonectin), cwcv and kazal like domains proteoglycan 1. Bases 132 to 1484 code for a protein of 450 amino acids. The transcript is spliced from 12 exons. The record is from RefSeq and is a predicted model, not a curated record. Gene Ontology annotation, molecular function: calcium ion binding; protein binding. NCBI's taxonomy places the organism in Eukaryota, Metazoa, Chordata, Actinopteri, Cypriniformes, Catostomidae.
GCGAAGAUCUGAGGAAACUCACUCUCCCGUGUCUCGGAUAUUUUACGGUGCCACGGACCCGCUCCUCAACUCUUACUUUCCAAUCAUCCGUUCAUUUCGGCACCUGGAACCAAGAGCAGACCUGUCCCGAGAUGAUGUUGAGUGUCGGUCUGUUCGUGUCUCUGGCGGUUUUGUCGGUGUCCGUUACCGGCAGCAGUAACGGGAACCCGCUGGACAGUGAUAAGUGGAUGAGCACCGUGUCCCAGUACGACAAGAGCAAAUACUGGAACAAAUUCCGCGACGACGAUUACUUCAGGACCUGGAAACCCAAUAAAGCACAAGAUCAAGAGACGGAGAGCGCGCCGAGCCCGCGGGCAGAACUGGACUCGAUGGCCAAGAGCAGAAACACUGAUGGUCUGGACAGCACUAAAGAUCCCUGUCUGAAGGUUCAUUGUCCUCCUCACAAAGUGUGUGUGAGUCACGAUUUCCAGACGGCUAUCUGCACCAAUCACAAACCUGCACAGCACAGCAUUAAACCCAGGAAAGGAAGUCUUCCACAUAAACGCUGGAUUGGAGCUAUGAAUCAUGGGAACUGUAGGCCAUGUCCUGUAGUUCACUCCAGUCUGGUGUGUGGCUCUGACGGACACACAUACUCAUCCAAUUGUAAACUUGAUUUCCAGGCGUGCAUCUCUGGUAAGAGGAUCUCAGUGAAGUGUGAUGGUCCCUGUCCCUGCCUGCCUGCACAGGAAGUCAUCAAACCACACAGACAUACACACGGCUGCAGUGAUGCUGAUUUGAGAAGUUUGGCGUCCCGACUGAAAGACUGGUUCAGAGUUUUGCACACAGAUGCCAACAGAGACCUUAAAAUCAGCACAAGUGACGCUGCACAAGGACGUUUUGACACCAGCAUUCUGCCCAUCUGUAAAGAUUCCCUCGGCUGGAUGUUCAACAAGCUGGACAUGAACUAUGACCUCCUCCUCGACCAAUCAGAGCUCAGCGCCAUUUACCUCGACAAGUAUGAGCUGUGCAUGCGACCGCUGUUCAACUCCUGCGACUCUUUUAAAGACGGAAAACUCUCCAACAACGAGUGGUGCUACUGUUUCCAAAAGCCCGACGGCAUGCCGUGUCAGAAUGAGAUGAACAGGAUUCACUCUCUCAACCGACGGAAGACUCUGAUUGGUGUGUAUGUGCCGCGCUGUUCUGAUGACGGCUAUUUUAAGGCCACUCAGUGUCACGGCAGCACCGGUCAGUGUUGGUGUGUCGACAAAUAUGGCAACGAGAUCGCAGGAUCCCGCAGACAGGGCAACCCUUCAUGUGAGGAAGAUCAGGAGACGUCCGGAGAUUUCGGCAGCGGCGGCGCCGUGAUUCUAUUGGACGAUCAGGAGGAGGAGUCUCCAAAGCAUGGGCGGGGCAGACAGAAAGAGAGGCGGGCUCGGCUCCACCCCCGCGGGGCGAUCGAGGACGACGAAGACGCAGAGGACGACGAGAUGGGCUACGUCUGGUAGCUCCGCCCACCCAUCUUCCGCUGAUUAACCAGGGACCCAUGUUAAAAUGCACAGUUCUGAAGCCAUUCCAGCUCCGCCCCCUCGGACACGCCCACUUCCUCAACUGCUCCCAUUCCGAUUCUGAUGUUUGAUAACCUUCCUGAUUAAUUACGGCUAUCCGUCCAUCUCUCUAUCAGUGGCCAGCUGUUCAUGUUCUCUCCUCUGCUCCCCCUUUUGACGGUUUACACGCAUGACAAAAUCUUUCAGCAUUUCAGGGGUUUCAUUUCAGGCGUUGGAAGUUCUUCUCAGAUCUCCUUUUAGAGUGUUUGCAAUAGAUUUUAGAGAUGUUAUCUGUGGUCGUAUGCAUGAACGCCACUCCAAAACAGAAGCGACGGCCUUUGAGCGAUGGUGGAGAGCUGGUGGGCCGUUCACACAGAAUGCGUUCUGCGACCUUUUCCGUUUCAUUUUCGUUCUGAGAACGCUUCCUGAGUGAACGACCCUUUAUGCUACAGUCACAUCAUGAGAUAAUCGGGUGUUUCCUCAACUUCAGUCACAUUAAAACUCAAUUGGAAACUUUUUACCAGGGCUUCAUUAUUAACUUUUGGUACUUUUUAAAUGUUUUUUAUGCUUAUACCUGUAUUUGACUGUUUUCGCCAGGGCUGGACUGGUAAUCGGGCAUACCGGGCAUUUUCCCGGUGGGCCGACACACUUUGGGGCCGAUCAGGGGCGGACUGGCCAUCGAGCGGGCCGGUGGGUCGGCCGUGAAACGGGCUGAAUGGGCCGCGAUAAGCUAAAAUGAGCUGCCGCGUUGUGCAGAAAAGGACAGCGAACACCCCCCGCUCAUCUUUUGGGCCAGUUGCCAUGUCAAAUCCCGGGACGAUUUCUCUUCCCAGUCCAGCCCUGGUUUUAGGCUUGUACCAGACCCAGACUUUCUAUAUUAAACUAUACAUUAUAAAAACACUAAUUAUUACAUGUUUAACCCUGGAAGACUUUUUUUAUUUAUUUAUUUGUUUAUUUUACUGAAUCCAAUUGGAGUAGAAUUCCUUGACUUAGCUGCACAUUUGGUAUCUGAAAACAUACAAAAACAUCUGGACCAUUUUCCUACAUUUGACUGGUUUUAUUUCACUUUGAUACACGUGUUGUGUUCCCGGCCGCUGGAAAUGAAUUACAACAUACAGAAAUAUGAAGUGUUCAGGAGCGCCACAAUCUACAUUAACAACAAUUAAUAUAUUCUGAUUGACAACAUCAUCUACAAUUUAGGUGAGCACAACACACACACACACACACACACACACACACACACACACACACACACACACACACACACACACACACACAAACACACACACUCUCACUCACACACACACACAUUCACACAAACACACACACACUCAUUAACAAACACACACACACACAAAACACACACUCACACACACAUUUACAAACACACACACAAAUAAACACACUCUCACUCACAAACACACACACACACUCAUUCACAAACACACACACACACACACAGACACACACAAACACACACAGACUCACACAAACUCACACAAACACACACA